Molecule: messenger RNA, 2722 nt
Organism: Synchiropus splendidus (mandarinfish)
Lineage: Eukaryota; Metazoa; Chordata; Actinopteri; Syngnathiformes; Callionymidae
Product: tyrosine-protein kinase CSK
Exons: 14
Coding region: 319-1671 (450 amino acids)
Biological process (GO): regulation of Fc receptor mediated stimulatory signaling pathway; protein phosphorylation; adherens junction organization
Molecular function (GO): protein binding; protein tyrosine kinase activity; ATP binding
Source: RefSeq, a predicted model, not a curated record
CCGCGGGAGCAGGGACCAUUUCCUCCAGCAGCAGGCCUCUCGGAGCUCCGCCACUCACGGCAAUAAUAAACACACAUAUGCCCACUGAGCGACGGCCGGUAUUGUCGAGUGUGAACCUGAAUGCACCCGAAAAUCCGGACUCCUCCUAAUGGACCAGCAUCGCUAGUCGCUAGAGUGAGACCUUGUGGCAUAUAAGCAAAUAUUGGCGGAAGAGGAGCGUUUACCCGUCUGAGGUAGCCGGAACUUCCUGUCGCUGCUCUGAUGGUACGAGCUGAUCGCUGACCGCUUCCCGCCUGAGGACACCCCAUUCCUUUCAUCAUGUCUGGAAUACAUGUGCCGUGGUCGACCGGCACAGAGUGUGUGGCCAAGUACAACUUCCAGACAGCCAAUGAGCAAGACCUGCCCUUCUGUAAAGGAGACGUACUCACCAUCAUUGGAGUCACCAGGGAUCCCAACUGGUACAAAGCCAGGAACACGGUGGGCAGAGAAGGAACCAUCCCAGCAAACUAUGUCCAGAAAAGAGAAGGAGUCAAGUCUGGAGGGAAACUCAGUCUGAUGCCCUGGUUUCAUGGCAAAAUCACCCGGGAGCAGGCCGAGCGGCUCCUCUACCCGCCGGAGACGGGGCUGUUCCUGGUGAGGGAGAGCACCAACUACCCCGGCGACUACACGCUGUGCGUCAGCUGCGAUGGGAAGGUGGAGCAUUACCGCAUCAUCUACCACAACGGCAAGCUGACCAUCGACGAGGAGGAGUAUUUUGAGAACCUCAUGCAGUUAGUGGAGCAUUACACCAAAGACGCGGACGGCCUCUGCACCAGACUGAUAAAGCCCAAGCUGAUGGAGGGAACGGUGGCAGCUCAGGACGAGUUCUCCCGCAGCGGUUGGGCCUUAAACAGAAAGGAGCUGAAGCUGCUGCAGACCAUCGGCAAGGGAGAGUUUGGAGACGUCAUGGUGGGAGACUACAGGGGGACCAAGGUGGCGGUUAAGUGCAUCAAGAACGACGCCACGGCUCAGGCUUUCAUCGCUGAGGCGUCUGUGAUGACGCAACUGAGGCACAACAACCUGGUGCAGCUGCUGGGCGUGAUCGUGGAGGAGCGAGGGAGCCUCUACAUCGUCACCGAGUACAUGGCCAAGGGCAGCCUGGUGGACUACCUGCGCUCUCGAGGGAGGACCGUGCUCGGAGGAGACUGCUUACUAAAGUUCUCACUUGACGUGUGUGAGGCGAUGGAGUACCUGGAGGCCAACAACUUUGUCCACAGAGACCUGGCAGCUCGUAACGUGCUGGUGUCCGACGACAACAUUGCCAAGGUCAGCGACUUCGGCCUCACUAAGGAGGCGUCCUCCAUACAGGACACAGCCAAGCUGCCCGUCAAGUGGACCUCACCAGAAGCACUGAGGGAGAAGCGGUUCUCCACCAAGUCAGACGUCUGGAGCUAUGGAAUCCUACUGUGGGAGAUCUACUCCUUCGGGCGCGUGCCUUACCCUAGAAUUCCGUUAAAGGAAGUGGUGCCCCGUGUAGAGAAGGGGUACAAGAUGGACGCCCCGGACGGCUGCCCCCCUGUGGUGUACGACCUGAUGAAACAGUGCUGGACCCUGGACCCGGUCGUGCGGCCCUCCUUCCGCAUGCUGAGGGAGAAGCUGCAGCAUAUCAGAGCCAAGGAGCUCUACCUGUGAAGAGGAGGAGUGGGGGGAGGGAUGUUGAGAGGAGGGGUGCAGCACAGACACAGAGGGUGGUGGAGGAGCAGAGGGACCACAGCACCUUCCUCCUGCCUGUGAACCUGUUGGACUGCCGUGUACCGUUCUCCCCCCCCUCCAGACCUCAGAGCACCUCCUGCUUCCGUCAAGACUGUUUCCUGUUUGUGUUGUAACGCUUUGGCCGGAAUCUUUCCUCUCCUCCUUCCACCGUCGCACCUCUUUUCUUUGCUCCCCUCCCUCCUCCUCCUCCUCUCCUGAACGUGACAUUACCUAGAGGGGAGGCUGGUCUUUUCCUCCAUGUUCGUCGGGGGCUCUUUUCUUCCACUCCUGCCGUCGUCAUUCCUGGAUCUCUGUUCAUCCCUCUCUUCCAUUCCAUCCUUCUUUCCUCCUGCUCCACCUUCCGUCCCUCCAUCCCCUCAGCGUGGUGUCAGGUGUGGGGCCUUCGCUCUGUGCCAAAGUGCCUCCAGUCUACAGAGCUCCAGACUUCCCUCCAGCACUUCUUUAAUUGGACUGUUGUGGUUAGCUUUUUUUAUUCUGUUUUUUUUUUUUUUUUAAGGAAUCUUUUUUAUCACGUUUUUCAGGGAGAUUAUCUAACUGUAAUAGUGUUCUCCCCCCAUUUCCACUCUUCUCCAUUCUUCUUUCUUCUCCUCACUUGUCCAACGAAAGAGCUGGACCAGGACGGGAGAAGAAAUCUGGGGGUGCACAGGAACAAAACCAGGAAGAGAAGGGGGAGAGGAAGUUCACAAACAUGGUUGACUCAUCAAUACAUGGGCUUGUUUUUAUAUCAAACUAUAUUUAAAGGAUUAAAAAAAAGACAAAGGAAACAAAACUGAACGGCACAGAGAUUUAAAAAAAUAGAUUUUGAGAAGAGACUCUGACGUUAGGAAUAUUCAGUGUCUCUGUGACCGCUGCGGUCAGGUGGUGCAUGCUGUGUGUGAGAGGCCUUCGGUUCAACUGUCAGUGCUUUCAAUGUUCAUUGUUUUACUAUGCUAUCAUGAUUAUGAAUAAAUCAUUCCAUCUGAAAAGUGAA